AUGCUGUUACUAAUCAAUGUCAUUCUCACCUUCUGGAUUUCCUGUGCUCAGGGACAAGGACAGUGCUUUUUCCCUUGGGUUGAAAAUGGUCAUUCUGCAUCAUCAGGACAAACACACCGGGAAGGUGACAUUGUGCAAAUCGUCUGUGAUUCAGGCUACAGCCUUCCAAAUAAUCAGAGCAGCAUUACAUGUGCAGAAAGUGGCUGGUCCAGCCCUCCUAAAUGUAGUCAUAUCCACUCUAGAGGAAAAUGUGGGCGCCCUCCACCCAUUGACAAUGGAGACCUUACCUCAUUCCCGUUACCAACAUAUGCUCCAGGAUCCUCAGUUGAGUACCAAUGCCAGUCCUUGCAUGUGCUUCAGGGAAACAGGAAUAUAAUAUGUAGGAAUGGACAGUGGUCAGAACCACCAAGAUGCUUAGAUGCAUGUGUUAUAUCAGAAGAAAUGAUGGAAAAACAUAAGAUAGAACUGCGAUGGUCGUAUGACAAAAAAAUGUAUUCUGAAACAGGGGACACUGUUGAAUUUACAUGUAAACAUGGAUAUCGUAAAAAGACACCGCCUGAAACAUUUCGAACAACCUGUCGGGAAGGGAAAGUGGCGUAUCCCACCUGUGGAUAG
Molecule: messenger RNA, 615 nt
Organism: Diceros bicornis minor
Lineage: Eukaryota; Metazoa; Chordata; Mammalia; Perissodactyla; Rhinocerotidae
Product: complement factor H-related protein 2-like
Exons: 4
Coding region: 1-615 (204 amino acids)
Source: RefSeq, a predicted model, not a curated record